GUACACGUGCUUGAUGCUGGGGUGGGACCGCCCACAUGAGACGCCUGAACCAAUAGCGGCUCGAGAAUGAAGAUGUUUAAGACAAAACGUAGUUAAGUACUCAGUUCGUCCGCCAGUUAGCUGCGAUCAGCUUCUUGUCGGCAGCGAAGCGAAGAUUCCACGGCCGAACUUUCUACACGUGCUUCACUGAGACACUGAACAGGGAUGAACACGCCGCCCGCGUCGGAGCGGCUAGUGCGAGGCAGCCGAGGAGGAACCGGCGCCGGACGGAGGCUACUGCGAACGCCCAAGUGCGCGCGGUGCCGCAACCACGGGGUAAUCUCGUGCCUCAAAGGCCACAAGCGGCUGUGUCGCUGGCGGGAAUGCCAGUGCCCUAACUGUCAGCUGGUUGUGGAGCGCCAGCGGGUCAUGGCGGCGCAAGUGGCGCUGCGCAGACAACAAUCCAGUGAGGAGGGCCACGACUUGAGGUCACGUGUCCAAUCGGCAGAGGCACUGUUGGCACAGAAGAGGCUAUAUCAGAAACAUCUCAGAAGUCUACAGCAGAGUUCAUUGGCACGGGAUAUCCUGCAAGGUUACCGGCAGAGAUUGGGACGCUUUCCGACGCCGACUGGGUCACUGCUACCGACAUUCUUGAGCGACAGGAUUAGAAAGAGACGCGCUUUUGCUGACCGCGAGCUAGAGACGGCGCUGCCACCGACGCUACUACUACAGCAUCCCGACGAACAUGCGACGCUACUUCGAGACCGCCUCCUGGCGGGUCUGCCCCUCACAUUGUUACCCCUUGUGCCGCCUCCACAAGCAGCCUUCUGGCCGCCUCCCUGCCUCCAACCUGUUCCCACACUGACCACCCACACAGACCCAAGCUCUGACCCACUAGAUCCUGGAAAUACGUCGCUACCCGACACGAAACACCAUUCGUCUCCGAAAACUAAGCCCAAGAUAUCAUUUUCUGUAGAAUCCAUCAUCGGUGUGAAGUGAAAUGUUCAAACCCCACGCCUGGCUGCAGGAAGGGGCACAAAAUAUUGAACCCAGUUUAUUUUUAUGAACUGUCAUAUUUUUGCCAGGUAGCGGAUGUCAAAUAGUACUUCCGCAAUGCAGAAGACUUUGGAACGAGUGACGUGAAGCGAGCGUUCCAAUUCCUCUCAAGAGUUAAAUAAUUUUAUCGGUUUUCCCCCUGAAACUGUAAGUAGAUUGUGAAAUUUGUAAAAGCUAUUUUGUAA
Molecule: messenger RNA, 1220 nt
Organism: Cryptotermes secundus
Lineage: Eukaryota; Metazoa; Arthropoda; Insecta; Blattodea; Kalotermitidae
Product: doublesex- and mab-3-related transcription factor 2
Exons: 4
Coding region: 205-978 (257 amino acids)
Biological process (GO): regulation of transcription by RNA polymerase II; sex differentiation
Cellular component (GO): nucleus
Molecular function (GO): DNA-binding transcription factor activity, RNA polymerase II-specific; RNA polymerase II cis-regulatory region sequence-specific DNA binding
Source: RefSeq, a predicted model, not a curated record